This is a messenger RNA of Leptosia nina, 1479 nucleotides long. The record is from the annotation of a GenBank genome assembly. NCBI's taxonomy places the organism in Eukaryota, Metazoa, Arthropoda, Insecta, Lepidoptera, Pieridae.
AUGGGCAGUAGCGAGGGUCAGCAAACGUUUUGCCUAAAAUGGAACCACCACAAGACGAACCUCGUCGAGAUUCUGGAGGCGUUAAUUAAAGUCGAGACCUACGUUGACUGCACUCUGGUAGUCGACGACCAAGUCACGUUUAAGGCUCACAGAGUGGUUCUAGCAGCAAACUCACCCUAUUUCCAAUCUAUAUUGGCCGACGUGCCGAUGGAUCAUUGCAGCAUACUUUUCCCAGGCGUUAAAGAUUUCGAGAUGCGCGCUCUACUCGAGUACAUGUACACAGGUGAAGUAAAUGUGACUCAAGCGCAUAUUCCCCGUAUCAUGAAGGUCGCAGAACAGCUGGAAGUUAAAGGUCUGUUUGAUAUGACCGAGUUACGACGCCGGCCGGGCAGCAGCGAGCGGACCCCGGCCGCGUCGCCACCGAGAGUCGUACCUGCCGCGCCCUCUAGCGUGUCACCGCCGGUACCGAUCAAUCGUUGGCCUCCUCCUGCGCCCUUACUUUCUGCCGCAUACGAUUCCGCUGAUAUGAAUCCCUUGAAACGCAAGAAAUUAUCUAGCAUGUUAGCCACUCGUGACACUCCGAUUUUAAGGAACGUACUCGCUCAGAACACUUCUGUAGAUUCCUCGCAACCCAUUUCCCUCGUAUGUCACCCGGUGAAUCACGAGCCAACUCGCCUGCAUUCGAACGGUUCUGCGCACGAAUCUGAACGUCCACCGAGUCCACAACGUCCUUUCGACUAUCGCCCUCGCAGACUAUCAUCACGAGCGUCAUCACCACAUUACAAUCGAUCGGAUCGGUCUGAAGACGCGCACUCUCCUUACACUGAGCGCUCGUUUGAAGAAGAAAAUGCUCGCUCGUUCCACCCUUCUUCCCCGCCUACUAGCUUUCAACAAGACGUAAGAGCCGGGUUAGCACCAUACGUCCCCCCUCAACAAAAACCCGAGUGGAAACGCUAUAAACAGUACACCAGGUCCGAUAUAAUGUCAGCAAUUGAAUGCGUCCGAAAUGGCAUGAGUGCUCUGCAGGCGUCGCGUAAAUAUGGCGUGCCUUCGCGCACACUUUACGAUAAAGUAAAAAAACUAGGUAUAACUACAAGUCGGCCUAUGAGCCGCGGGGUGAAGAGAGAAUCGAAUGGCGCCGCAUUUCCUUACGGCUUAAGCGGCACAGGAGGCAACGAUGAUCACACACCCUCGACUCCCUUAAUCGAUCCGUCGUUUUUACAACAAGCUUUAGAAGGAGCGACGAGGGACGGAGGCAGGGAAGCCCUACAUGCUAUGGCGCUGGCGGCCGCUGCUCAUGCUGCACUCACCCCGCGAACGCCGCCGCGAUCGAGGCCUCAGUCCCCGCGCUCCCCGAAUCACGACGACAACCACGUCGAGGACCUCUCGGUAGCCCGACGUCGUGAUCCAGAUCCACCCUCCGGCGUCAUCGUCCCACCUCGCAACUUCGCCCUCGAUUGCAGCAGUGAAAGGGAUUAG